This is a messenger RNA of Leptinotarsa decemlineata (Colorado potato beetle), 1114 nucleotides long. It is a transcript of the gene AANATL7, whose product is annotated as Arylalkylamine N-acetyltransferase-like 7. Lineage: Eukaryota; Metazoa; Arthropoda; Insecta; Coleoptera; Chrysomelidae. The record is from RefSeq and is a predicted model, not a curated record. Gene Ontology annotation, cellular component: plasma membrane. Gene Ontology annotation, molecular function: odorant binding; N-acetyltransferase activity; olfactory receptor activity. Gene Ontology annotation, biological process: sensory perception of smell; detection of chemical stimulus involved in sensory perception of smell.
UCUAGCCAGGGGAAAUUUCGGAAAUGGUCUUGAAGAUCCUCCCAUUCUCAUGCAGUAAGAAUACAUAUGCUCAGAGAUGAAUAGGAAACAGAUGUCGAAUGCAUUGGUCAGCCCAUUUCCCUGAAAAAAUUGUGUAUCCAGUGUCUUCAGUAGAAUAGGAUGUUCUCAAGAAUUGAAUCUGUCGAGCAUGCUAUACCAUCAAACAUACCAUGCUUACAUUCAUCUGCAACAUGAAAUUUUUUAUUUUCAGAUUCGCACAUGUUCUGUAGAAUUUAUAAAAUGUUCUAUACUUCAUAUAGGCAAAUACAUUUUGAAACAUUUGGUUAAAAAUAGCUGCUGAGAACAUUUUAAUCAUUGAAAAUACUACCUCUCUGUAUUUACAAUGAUAGGGUGACUCAAUUUGAAUAUGCACUCGUUAGAAGCAGCAUUUACAAUUCUUAGAAACCGCUCUGGCCACAAAUAUUUCGAAAAUAUUCUCAGGUCAUUCUGAUGUCUUUCAAUUCCUUUAUUUCCUAAAUUCUGGAACCCCCUGUAAAUAUAAAUAAAUAUUUGAAAUUUCCCUGAGUUUCAGAUGUUUUGUCAUAGAUAUUCUGUGAAUUUAUUUGUUCUAUUUUUCCAGAUGCUGAUUAUGUAUACCUUUGUUGGGAUUUUGGCAAAUACAACGACUGUAAUGAACCUGGAGAUGGGACUCAAAGCAAACACAUUCGAGUUCACUAACAAGACUUGUAACGAUUUCAUGUUAUAUGAUUUGUAUGUUCCUUUUACUACUGAUACCAAAUGGAAAUGCAUUGCAGCUGCUACUUUCUUCAAUGCAGGGUUCGAAGUUAUAGCUUUUAUUCACGCAAAACCCUCAAUAUCCCGUACAAUAGUCGGUCCCAACAACACUUGUCAUGAUUCUUCAAAAUUGCUCAAACAUUCAUAUAUAAAUAUUCACGAUGAAGACAAUCCUUUACUGGAAGAAGAGUUAUAUAGGCAAUUAAAACUGUAUACGGAACAUCUAAAAAUGCUUCUGAGGAUGCGAGAUGAAAUUGAAUACAUGUUCACAUAUGUUUUACUCAUACAAAUUCUAGCUUCAUUAUUCACCUACGCUUCUUGUUUGUACUUUGCAUUUGCG